CUGGCAUGGAGAAGGAGAACUCCGCAUCAGGCGGAGGUGGCGGAGGUGAAGCGGCGGCAACGGCAACGUCGGGCUCCACCUCCACCUCCGAGAAGCUCCAGGCGGACCAGGCCAAUCCGCUGCUCGAUCCCACUGCACUUUUUGGUGCGUACUGGCCACGAGGAGAUAGCGCAGCUUCCUCUCUUUUCGGCGGGAUGCCUGGAGGCUACGGAUUGGGGGCACAUCAUUUACCGUCGGCUUACGCCAUUCUUGGCCGUGGGGGUUCAGCUCCUGGUUUUGGGGGUCAUACACCGGCAUCCGCACCACCACCACCCCCGUACUCGCACAGUAGUCUCGGUACUCUCAGCGUGGCUGCCAGUCAAGCUGCGAGUCUGGGUAUCACACCUGCUAGUGCAGCAUGGUGGACAAUGGCCUCUCAUUUAGCUGCCCAGGACUACCUCGCGAGAUUGCAGGGUGCGACAGGAAUCCCAACUUUUCCACCUGGCGCGGAGAGUAUUAUACCGCCUUACCCUGCAUCUCUGUUGAAUCCCCCAUCCCUUUCGUCCCACAAGUCUACCAAGUCCAAGUCGAGUAAAAGUCACAAGACACCGGCGAGCAGCAGUAGCAGUAGCUCGACAACGACGAAUAUGACGAGCAGUAGUUUGCCGGUGUCGAGUCAGGCCACGGUAACACCAACUCAUCACAGUACCUCGGCAAGCACCACGCCAAAUACGCAAACUAACGUUGUUAGCAGCUCUGCGAAGGAAGGAAGCGAUCCUAGCAGUAUAUUGGGAGGUGUGCGUUUGCCUCCUGAUACGGAGAUCAUCAAAUAUACCUCGAGUAUAGUCGGUCCAAAAGUUCCUGGUACGACGAAUCGUGGCAGGAAGAAGACGAUCUCCUUGGAUACACCGAGUGUCAGUGUUCAUCCACCAGCGGUAUCCACGUUGAGUGCACAUCAGACGAACACAACCUCGUCGUCCUUGAUGUUGGAGCCAAGAAAGUACAAUCGUACAGGGACCGAAUCUAACGAGUAUCGAGAGACCGUAGAUCGUGUGGAGGUGAUCAAAUUACCGGCCCACUCAACCAACGGUUCUGUUUUGUCAGCACCGUCUUCGUACACUAGUGGCAAUAACUCGACCACCUCCGCCAAUGACUCAGAUGCUCCAUUAAAUUUAUCCCUUAAACCUUCUUCGACGAGUAGUAGCUCGCCGAUUUCCGGUAGUCAACCGCUCAGUCAACUCAGCAAUCUGAGCCAAUCUUUGCUUGCCUCUGAUCGGACCUCGAGACGAAAACCAGGACCAAAGCCGAGAAGAGUGCCACAAAACUCGGUACCAGUCCCAGCUUCUCCUAGUCCCUCAUUGGCACAAUUAUUUGCUGCUGCGGAUUCGCCCCAAAGGCCGAGCAGCGGUAGCGAGGAAAGCGAGAGUGCCAGUACGACUCAUCACAAGGAUGGUCGUCCACGAAAUCUUGGUCGUGGUGUUUCUAAGCCGAAGAAGAACACCGUAGCGUCGUUGCUCGCACAGAGCAGAGCUUUGGGUAUAAAACCCACUCCAACGUUGGAUCCUAGCGUGCCAUUGUCACACCAAGUCUCGUUGCUGAGGUCGAACAUUCUUGCUGCGCAAUUGCAUGCCUCGGCAACAGGCCAGGUUGACGACAAGAAUCAGCGAUCUUUACAGGAGAAGAUGAAGAACAAAUUGCUGGAGGCGUCGGGCGAGGAAAGCAAUAUGGAUGUAACAAGUGAAAGCGGAAGUAACACCGACGUCGUCACCGACACAGACGACGAUAACGCCGAGGGUACGCCCAGUGCUAAGAGAAGAAAGCUUAAACCUAGCGAAAGGGAUCUUCAGAUGCCCUUGGAACGUGGUUGGAAACGAGAGACUGUUAUUAAGGGACUAGGAAAGACUGGAGUUAUUAAGGGCGAUGUGUCCUAUUAUAGUCCCUGUGGUAAAACAUUUAAGUGCAGUCCCGAUCUUGUCAAGUUUUUGGAACAACAGAUUCCUGCCGAGCUGACGACAGCGAAUUUUUCGUUUUCGUCCCGUCCAUUGGUCGGUGAGUUUCUCCAGCCAACGUUGGGUCUGGCUGAGGCUGAAUUUGUGAGGCUUGGCGCGCAAGAAGUAGCGAGACGUCUCGAAGAGAUAAGAGUUGCCGGAGGGUUCAGGGACAUACGAACUACGAACAAUCAGUACGAGAGAGACAAGCUGGCAUAUGCGAAGAAACUUGCUAAGGAGGAGGCACAACGACACAAAGAACAGGCCAGGCUCAUCAAGGAACAAGAGAAGACGGAACGGCAAGAGGCAGUCAGACGGGAACGUGAAAUAAGAAAUCAACAGCUUCUCGAGGGUCGAAAGAGGCUCGCGUUCACGAUCAAGCAGAAAAUGAAGAUCAUCCAAGAGAUCGAGCGCGGUAAGAGCAAGAGCGACGUCGCCAGAGAAUUGGGCCUUGCGAGUAGCACCGUGGCGACCAUUUGGAAAAAUCGGGAGAGCAUCGCCGAGAGCUGGAGAAAUCGUGACAUUAUGCAACAACAACAGCAGCAACAGCAACAACAACAACAACAACAACAACAGCAGCAGCAACAACAGCAACAACAACAACAACAACAUCAACAACACCACCUGCCGCUUCAUCAUCAACAGCAAUUAGAUCAGGAGGAAGCAAUCCUGUUGAAGAAGCAAACAUUCUCAUCGGUAUCCCCAGUUGCUCUGAGCCUCUGCUCGGGUGCGUCCUCGUUGACGAACUCGAGUGUUACGAAUUUGAGUAUCCUACCGGUUACGACGACGGUUAACGUUGUCCCAACGACUUGCGUUGUCGGUGCAUCGUCUACAAAUGCGAUUUCCCCAACAACGCCUCUUAUGUUGACGUCAACGAACAAUUCGACGACGAAUAUUUCGACUAAUACAACAACGAUGAUGAACAACAACAAUAAUAACAACAACAACAACAAUAAUAAUAACAGUAUCAACAACAUCAAUAGCAUCAAUCAAGCAGCAAUAAUGGUAGGCGGAGCACCGACGAGUACGACAUUAGUUGCGACAACUCCUCAAGUUAAUUCCCUCCUACCAUCGACCACGGCCCUACAGUUGACCACCAACAACCCUGUGAAUGCUGCCAACGCAGUCAUCAAUGCAGCAUCUAACGCAGCCGCAGCAGCAGCAGCAGCCAUCGCUACUCUCACGGCUUUACCAUCGACCCUAUCCUCCUCUUCUUCAUCUUCUUCUUCUUCUUCUACCUCCUCCUCCUCGUCUAUAUGUUCCAUUUCGUCCACCACGCAACAACAACAACAACAACACCACCACCAACAACUAGUACUACAUCAACAACAACAGGCCGUCCAACCGACGACGACACCUACCUCGACGUCCACCGGUACCGUGACGGUCGCCGUUCAACCGGACAAUACCCAGCAGGCCCAGACCCAGACGCAAAGUGGUCAGGAACUUCUGGAGGCGCGGAAAAAACGGCAGGAAGAGGUGGAGAAGAUCCGACUGGAAGAGCAACAACGAAAGCAACAGGAACGCGAAUUGAAGAGGCAACAGGCGGUGAUGUUAAAGGAACAGAUGUACAUGCAGGAGCUCACCAAGCAGCGCGAGAUGCUCUACACCGUCGAGUUGGAACGAGAGAGAAGGAGACAACACAUGGCGUUGGUCAGAGCACUUGAGAAUCGUCGCAAAAUGGAAGAAAGGGAAAAGAAACGAUUAGAAGCAAGAGCCGAGAGAAUAGCAACGAAAGAGAAACGAGCUGAACAGAGGAAAAUUGAGCUGGAGUUGGUAGAACAAAUUAGGAAACCCGUAGAAGACAUGGAACUUACAGAUCACAGAACUCUGCCGGAUAUCAAGAGAAUACCUGGACUAAAAUUAUCGGGACAGGCUUUCGCUGAUAUCGUCAUGGUCUUCGAAUUUCUCCAUAAUUUUGGUGAAACUUUAGGUUUUGACAUGGAAUCCUUACCAAGUCUAAGAAGUCUACAAUUGGCAUUGUUGAACGACGAAGAAGCCGAGGAAGAAAUGCUUUCUGUGAUGACACAUCUUUUGGUGUGCGCUAUCGAGGACCCAGGCAUUCCACAGCCAGCAAGACACACAACUGGCCUUGGACAAAGUUUACGACAAGCUGACAUAACUCAUGCCAACAUAAGCGAGAUAUUAAGAAUUUAUCUUUACGCGAACGCGACAGGUGAAGUAAAAGCACUCACGGGAGUAUGUUUGGAACGUGAACGUGACAAAAGAUUCGCUGAUCAUCAUCAAAAUGGUGGCGAUUAUGCGUCUUCUUGUUCGGGCAAGAACGCUCAAUUCUUCGAGCAUAUGCAUAAAAACGAAACGUGGAAAUUGUCCGAGAGGCUCAGGGACAAACCAUUCCUUGCACUUAAUCCAACGCAUAAAGCACAAACUUUGGCGUUCCUUUGCAACGAGCUAUUGCAAAAUAAAGCUGUGAUUAGGCAAAUCGAAGGUAGCCUGGAAACGGUAGCUCAGUUGAAGAAAGAAAGAUUUGUAUUAGAUACGAAGAUCAGAAAGUUGAGACAACUGCAUAGUCGAAAAGUUAGAAUGGAAGCGGUUGGCGUCAUAGUGAACAAAACUGGUGAUACGAUUACUAUCGAAAAGAAAGAAGUUGAUGAGGAAGGAAACACAACAUCGACGGCUGUUGGUACAACACCCACUCCUGACGAGAUUCAUCACGAGGAUGAAGUUGAGGAUAUGUCAGAAAACGAAAGCGAAGGAACUCAACCGGAGGAGUCCUCUUUAAAGAAUGAUAAUCUCUGGUUGAUUCAGGAGGAGGAUAAAAAUCUGUCGGGUGAAGAACUCGGGAAAAAGUUGGAUAAACUUUUGAAGCAAUCCGAAGAACAAUUGCAAAAAUUGAAUAGCUCGUCGAAACAAUUGCGUGCUCACACGUUCGGACAGGAUAGGUAUUGGAGGAGAUAUUGGGAAUUGGCGAAUGCCGGUGGUAUAUUUGUAGAGGCUAUGGAAAGCGCGGAACCUGAGGUUUUGGAAUUGCAAGCGGAAUUAGACGAGAAGUACAAAAAUAUGCCGGUUGAGGAGAAGAUUGAGACUAAACAGGAAGAACAAGCUAAACCUAACACGGAGAACAGAGAGAAUGAAGCACCGAACGAAGCCAAGGAUGAAAAGAAAUUGAAUGCCAACGAGGAGGAUGACAAUUCGAAAUCUCAAUCUAAAGAUAAGAGGAAUACCGAUUGCGAGGAAAUCAAUUGCAAGAAGGAACCAGUGCAGAAUUGUAAUUUGGACAACUCGGGUAAUAACAUGAAAGAAGAAAGGAGACACGAUGGUGACAGUAUGAUGACGGAUGCCAAGACCAAUGUGACUUCCGAAGAAAUUAAGCAAGAAACGGAAGUUGUCAAAAUGGAGGUAGACGUGAAGAUCGAAGAAACGAAAAAAGAAAACGAAGAAAUGGACGAGGAAAUGCCGAAGAUUGUUGUCAAAAUGAUGGAAGAUAAAAUAGUCGAGACUAUACCCAACGGCGACAAAUUUAAUCACAUUAACAAUCUCCACAACGGCAAGGAACUCAACGGAACAUUCAUUUCUAUCAUGUCAAUAAUUACAGACAACAAUGCCGAGCCAAAUUGGUUCUCCAUUUUGCCACGAGAAACUUGCGAUACACCUGGACCCAGUACCAAGCAAAUCUUCGGAAUUGCUGAACCAACGGAACUCAGGAUACCAGUUUUUCCACCUCCAGCUAGUCCGAAUUAUGACAGAUGCGAUAGUCCUGCGCCAUUGAUACUCACGCAAGAUGAAGCUGUGCAACUGGAAUAUCUUAAAGUACAUGGAUUGCCACCACCUGGGGAAGCUAAACCUGUACCGAAAGAUCUGCGGUAUGGUUGGUGGAGAAUCACGGACGUAGACACGUUCCAAGAAUUAUUAGAACACUUACAUUCUCGAGGAGUUCGUGAAAAAGAAUUGAAGCGUACGACGUGGGCUACGAUGGAAUCUUUUUUGGCUGUAACCGGUAGGAUCAACGUUGACCCAGGUAAUGUCACUGCAACUGAGCUUCAAGCGGAACCCGACGAUCCCGAUACACCGAUCCCAAAACCGGAUAAUCCUGACGAUUGGAGCGAGCAGGUAGCGUUACGCGUGGAUGCACAGCUUCUCGAACAGGUCGAAGCUUUGGAGGAUAAGGUCGCUAAUGCCAGCAUGCAGGUCAAGGGCUGGAAACUUCCUCCGCGGGCAGGAACCGAGGAGGCUGAUGAAAUCGAGAAGUUAAACGAAAUGGAAAAGAUCAGUGCAGUUGAACAAGCGAGACAAAGGUUACUCUCUUUGGAAGCGGCCAUUGAAAGGAGAUACUUGAAACCACCUUUAGGAGUUUGCACGGGAGAUCCAAAUCUGGCAGCGUUGAAAGCAGAACAGGCAGCCGCCGCAAACGCCAACUCGAACAAUUCGGAUCAGAGUAAUCAGGCACCUAUUCCCCAAGAAGAGACAACACCAAGAGGGCUGAACAACUGGCGAGAAGCUACCGCACGUGCACACACAUCGGCUCAGCUAGCUAUGGCGCUUUAUAUGCUCGAGGCCAGCAUCGCUUGGGACAAGAGCAUCAUGAAGGCUGUGAGUCUAACACCAGCUAGAAACUCGGUCUGCGUCAAGCUACGAAACCGCUGCGUCUCACUCAAAGCUACCACUCAGUACAAUCAACUAUUGACUACUUCUCAGACCUCUAAUUGCCAGUUUUGUCAUAGUGGAGACAACGAGGACAAAUUAUUGCUUUGCGAUGGCUGUGACCGCGGUUAUCAUACUUAUUGUUUCCGUCCAAAAAUGGAAAACAUUCCUGAUGGUGACUGGUACUGUCACGAAUGUAUGAACAAAGCAACAGGAGAACGUAAUUGUUUGGUAUGUGGGAAGAGGGUUGGGAAAAAUUUGGUCCUCUGCGAGCUUUGUCCUAGGGCUUAUCACACCGACUGCCAUAAUCCGGUUAUGCCAAAAAUGCCAAGAGGGAAAUGGUAUUGCUCUAAUUGCCACAGUAAGCAACCAAAGAAGAGAAAUAGUAGUCGAAGGAGUCAUACCAAAGGAGGAAGCACCAGAGAGAGUGAGAGUUCUGAUCAUCCACCAGCUAGUCCAACGCCGUCAACGGCAUCGAACACGCACGUAGAGGACGUCAGUUCGUCGGAACCGGCAACCCCUACUGCAUCCCCGAGGAAGGAGGGAAACAAUAGGACCCUUACUAAGAAGCAACAACGAGAGCUGGCACCUUGUAAGCUUCUUCUUGAACAGUUGGAGCAGCAGGACGAAGCCUGGCCAUUCCUAUUGCCGGUUAACACCAAACAGUUCCCGACCUACAAGAAAAUCAUUAAGACUCCCAUGGAUCUCAGUACGAUAAAGAAGAAACUACAGGACUCUGUGUACAAGUCCCGCGAUGAAUUUUGCGCCGAUGUCAGGCAGAUGUUCAUCAACUGCGAGGUAUUCAACGAAGACGACAGUCCCGUAGGAAAGGCCGGACACGGGAUGAGAAGUUUCUUCGAAAUGCGAUGGACCGAGAUCACCGGUGCACCCCCACCCCAUACACAGACGCAUAGCUGAGGUUCGGUGCGUUCACGCAACACCUGCAACAGCUUCGCACACUUUUACUACUAGUGCGUGUGUGUGAAAAUCCAGCAGCCCAGACAGAAAGAAAAGAUAGAGGAUAGAUGAUAGAGGAUAGAAAAUAGAAAAUAAAAAAUAGAAAGAAAGAGAGAGAGAGAGAGAGAACGAGAGAGAGCGAGAGAGAGAGAAUGAGAAUGUCAGAGAGUAUGUAAAACCCGAUAAGGACGAUAAAGAGAAACAUUAGUGAAAGAGAGAGAGAGAGAGAGAGAGAGAGAGAGAGAGAGAGAGAGAGAGAGAGAGAGAGAGAAAAGGGAGAAUCAAAGGUGACGAGAAACCCACUUCCAUUUUUAGCCAAUCGGUCUCGUUCUAGCGACCGAUCGAAACUCGAUAUUAAAUAUUAUUAUUAUUAUUCUAUUAUUAUAUUAUUAUAUUAUUAUUAUUAUAUUAUUAUUAUAUUAUUAUUAUUAUUAUUAUUAUUAUUAUUAUUAUUAUUAUAAUUAUUAUAUCAUUUAUACCGAAUUGUGUCUAUUGUUUACGGUGCGUGCGUGCGUGCGCACGCGCGGACAGGCGGGUAUCCGUUGUUCACCAACAUCAUUAUUCUACCCUUCCUCAUCGUAAUUCGCAGUUAUUCGAAACUCUUCUUAUUAAGUAUAUAUGUAUAUUAUACUUCUAUGUAUAUAUAUGUAUAUACUUCUUAUAUGAUAUACUCGUUUCGUCAUUAGAAAUCGCGCUUAGGGUGACUCACGUCUCUUUGAGGACUCGUAUCUCUCUUCAUCUUUUUCUUCCUCUUCUAUUACUUCUACUACUACUACAUCUACUUCUAGUACUUCUUGUAUUUAUAAAAUCUGAAUCGAACUCGAGAUAUUCUUUAAUGGAGAAUAUCGAAUUCGAAUCGUCUUGUGUGCUCGUCGUCGAAGUUCAUUUUGAAUGAAUUUAUUAAUGUUAUUAUUAUUACUAAUAUUAUUA
Molecule: messenger RNA, 8456 nt
Organism: Polistes canadensis
Lineage: Eukaryota; Metazoa; Arthropoda; Insecta; Hymenoptera; Vespidae
Product: bromodomain adjacent to zinc finger domain protein 2B-like
Exons: 28
Coding region: 6-7487 (2493 amino acids)
Molecular function (GO): protein binding; DNA binding
Source: RefSeq, a predicted model, not a curated record